Molecule: messenger RNA, 1461 nt
Organism: Capronia coronata CBS 617.96
Lineage: Eukaryota; Fungi; Ascomycota; Eurotiomycetes; Chaetothyriales; Herpotrichiellaceae
Exons: 1
Coding region: 1-1461 (486 amino acids)
Source: RefSeq, a predicted model, not a curated record
AUGACAGUCGACUCGAUGCGAUUGCACAUAACGCCUUUCAGCCCUGACCUCCUCCGUGCAGUGGUCGGUCCAAAUUUACUAGACCAAGUCUCCAACCUAUCCUACCACACGGUCCAAACAUUCCCAGAGAACAGUUACGGCUACCUCGACUUGCCUACGAUGGAGGCGGAAAAGAUCAAAAAGAAACUCAACGGAGCCAUUCUGAAGGGCAAGAAGAUCAAGAUCGAAGAAGCGCGGCCGGCGAAACGCAGGCGUCUUGAGGAACCCGCGGAGGACUCGUUGACGAAAAAGUCUAGUUCGGACACAAAGAGGUCGGAGAAGGCGCACAAUGUCAUUCUGGGCUAUGAGCUUCCCCCAACUCGCAAGGUGAAGCGCGGGUGGACGGAGGCUGACUUGACCAAGUCGGGCAAAAAGGGGAAGGGGAAAGGGAAAGUUUCAUCCUCGACUUCGAAGUUUACCGACAAGAAUGAGCUCCUCUUCCGCACGCAGUUGCCCCCAAACAAAGCCAGAUCAGGCAAGAAAGCGAAGUCCAAAAAGAACCCUGGUGAACGCGUGGUACAUGAAUUUGAACACUCGAUAACGCAACCUUCCUUUCUCCGACAGGAUGACGCUCAAGGCACCAGAGGGAAUUUAGAAUAUAUUGACGGGCAGGGUUGGGUUGACGAAGCCGGUCAAGUGGUUGAACCAGAAAGCGAGCGUAUCUUGGUGAAGAAAGAGACGCUCAAGCAUUUGAGGAGCGCUGGUGGAGACAUGGAGAUCUCUUCAGAUCACUCGUCAGCUGCUUCUACGUCUUCCUCUGAUGAUGAAUAUGGAGUUGCCAACGGGCAGGAUGAGGAUGAAACGAGCACUUCUGGCUCAUCAUCUGACUCGGAGUCGGACGAGUCUUCGGACACCGGGGCAGCGGGUUCGGAAAGAGCGAGCUCCGCCACAGGCACCGAUCAGGAGCCCACCGUGCCAGGAGAGGUCCAUCCUCUCGAGGCUCUGUUCAAAAAACCUAGCAAGCCUGCCUCACAGGAUGUAGCAAAGCCGUCCUUGGAGGUCACGACGUCGUUCUCGUUUUUUGAGGCCAGCAAUGAAGACGAUGUUGAUGAAGGGGCCAAUAUGCCAGGGACACCUUUCAGUUCCCGAGAUAUGCAGUCUAGAGGUCUGCGAAGUGCUGCGCCCACACCCGAUACGGCGCACCCGAGUCGGUUCAACAGCUAUGGAAGUUCGGGGUUGCCGGACGACGAGGAAGAGGAAGAGGAAGACGAUGAUGGUCCAGAGGCUGAUACUCCUUCCGGAGGUCUUCUUGAGUCGCAGAAGCAUCUCAUGGAGACACCAUCCCGGAAACAGAGCGAGUUUGAGAAGAAGUUUUGGCAAAACCGAGGCGAUAAUAAUCGAGCAUGGAAACUGAGGCGCAGGAGUGUACUGAAGGAAAAGAGACAGCGGGAGAACAAGGCACGCAGACCGAAGAACUGGUGA